UUAUUUCCAUUGAGCCAGGCCCAGAUUCCACCACCACCACCACCACCACCAGGUCCAAAUGCUAGCGAACAUUGCUUGGGCCUUCAAAGUUCAAACCCAUGAAGAUCUCCCCUCAAUUUGUCUUGUCCCACGUGCGUUGUUCGUGCGAGUGUAGGAAUUAAGAGGAGAAAACUAAAAGCAAAAAAACUGAAGUGCUCCUCCAGUUGAAUAGUAGAGCAGAGGAUCUCUGGCCUCUUGAUGCAGCGGAGGGGACUUCAGAUCGGUUGGUUUAAUUUUCCUGCAGAGGGAGGGAGAGAUGUCAGACCUGGACAGACAAAUAGAGCAGCUAAGGAAAUGCGAACCUCUGAAGGAAUCCGAAGUGAAGGCUCUCUGCCUUAAAGCCAUGGAAAUCCUCGUUGAGGAGAGUAAUGUUCAAAGAGUCGACGCGCCUGUCACUAUAUGUGGUGACAUUCAUGGGCAAUUUUAUGACAUGAAGGAGCUAUUCAAAGUGGGUGGUGAUUGUCCAAAGACAAACUAUUUGUUUCUUGGAGAUUUUGUUGAUAGAGGAUUUUACUCUGUCGAGACAUUUCUGCUUCUACUAGCCCUGAAGGUGAGGUAUCCAGAUAGGAUAACACUCAUAAGAGGGAAUCAUGAAAGUCGCCAGAUCACGCAGGUAUAUGGAUUUUAUGAUGAGUGCCUACGUAAAUAUGGUUCUGUGAAUGUCUGGAGAUAUUGUACAGAUAUAUUUGAUUACUUAAGUCUGUCAGCUCUCAUUGAGAACAGGAUUUUUAGUGUCCACGGUGGCCUCUCUCCCGCCAUAUCCACAUUAGAUCAGAUUAGAACAAUUGAUAGGAAGCAGGAAGUACCCCAUGAUGGUGCCAUGUGCGACCUUCUAUGGUCAGAUCCUGAAGACAUAGUAGAUGGUUGGGGUUUGAGUCCUCGAGGUGCCGGUUACCUUUUUGGAGGCAAUGUUGUCGCUUCUUUCAAUCAUUCAAAUAACAUUGAUUUCAUAUGCCGUGCACAUCAGUUGGUUAUGGAAGGAUAUAAAUGGAUGUUUAACAACCAGAUUGUUACAGUCUGGUCGGCUCCAAAUUACUGCUACAGAUGUGGUAAUGUGGCUGCAAUUCUUGAACUGGAUGAGAACUUGGACAAGCAAUUCCGGGUGUUUGAAGCAGCUCCACAUGAAUCAAGAGGAGCUCCUUCCAAGAAACCUGCACCGGAUUACUUUCUUUGAGAUCCCACUUAAGAGUCUCUUCUUCUAAAUCAUCCAGUGCACAAAUUGAUUUACAAAGACGAUAGAAAACGACAUAUGAUGGGUCGGCAAUCGGCAUUGUAAAGGAUCAGCUCCUUUAAUGGCCAACAACUUGGUAGUUUUGGGUCCUCGAUUUGGUUUACUGUGAUUGUAAUUUCUUUUUCCCUUUUUUUAAUGUUCUCCUAUAAGAGUAUAAAAUAUGUUCCAUUACAUGUCUGUGCCAUUGAUAUAGAGUCGGUCCCUCUCAGCUCAGAGCUAGGAGAUUCGAGAUUUAUACAAAAAAUAAGCUUUUUCUCUUGCCUCC
Molecule: messenger RNA, 1535 nt
Organism: Nelumbo nucifera (sacred lotus)
Lineage: Eukaryota; Viridiplantae; Streptophyta; Magnoliopsida; Proteales; Nelumbonaceae
Product: serine/threonine-protein phosphatase PP-X isozyme 2-like
Molecular function (GO): protein serine/threonine phosphatase activity
Source: RefSeq, a predicted model, not a curated record